This is a messenger RNA of Effrenium voratum, 1476 nucleotides long. The record is from the annotation of a GenBank genome assembly. Lineage: Eukaryota; Dinophyceae; Suessiales; Symbiodiniaceae.
CCUUGAUAGAACAUUCCCCAAUCAGGAGAUCGCCAGCGGUCAGCCCAAUGAAUGCGCGCUUCUACGGCAAGCAGGCCCCGCAGGCGGCCCAGAGCAGCACAGCGCGUUGGCAGCCUCAGCCAUCUCAGCCUUCCUUCGUGCCGGUGCAGGCGGCCUACCCCUUCGCUCCCAGUGCUCCCUGCGCUACCGCAUCGGCAGCGGCAAGCUCCGCCCAGCGCGUAGCGCCACUGCAGGCGGCGCGCAGCGGUGCACAAGCUUGGGUGUCCUUCGUGCCGGCGCAGGCGGGCCUGGCGGGAGCACAAAGCAGCCCUGCCUCGUCCCGGAUGUCCCAGUUUGAGCUCACCCGAGAACCACGUCAUGCGAAGUGGGAUCCCAUGUGGGACGAUGCCAUCUUCAGAGUGGUGAAGACGGCGAUACUGGAAGGGCGCAAGUUGCAUCCAGAGGAGCUCCGCAAUGUGCUUGCUGAGUUCGACCGGCGCGUCAAGGAGCAGCGCGGGGGCAGUGACAUAGUGCGGUUCUCAACCCGAACGGCUUUCCUUGUGUACCUGUUUGGUUGCCUUGACGACUUUGUCCCGGCAACCGUGGAGACCCUGAAUAUCCUAAGUGAGUGCCAGACAAAUCGAGGUGGGCCACUUCCCCACGGACCGCUUCUCGCCCGGCUGCAGGAGCAAUUUGGCCAGCAAGCUUCGUGGUCAGACGUUUUGCCGCAGCUGCUCGACGCAAUGCGGAAGGCGGCAAAGGGUGGGCACUGCGGCAGUGCGUCCGAGGCGUCCGCGAUUCUGACAUCGAAGCGGAGCAACAUGUGCAUGGACGCCCUCAGGCUGCAAGCCCAACGUGACCGCCAUCGGCUCGUUGAAACAGAGGAGAAGCUUGCCGCAUGGGAUGUCAUUUUCCAAAAUGCUCACUGCCAAAAGUGGUCCUGGGAAGAGUUCCGCGACCGAGCUGCAAGUUCUUCCAAGCGGCAACGGACAUCUUUUGGGAGCACUGCCGUCCCGCAGUCGCCGCAGUCAGAGCAGGGAGUGAAGUAUGGAUCCUUCCUGUGGGACUACUAUGAGGAGAACAGUGCGGAAGGCCACGCUCCAAAGCAAUGGACGAGAGCCCCAUGCAAUGAUGGCGUUUCGUGCCCAGAUUGCGGCUCCAUGGACUGGCGAACGUUCCGCAGCAUGCCUGCGACGCAGACGACGAUGGACCGGCUGGGGGUCGACGAGCAAUGGCUGUGGCGUGAGUGGCAGCUCGCAGUGCAGCACCAGGGCAAGGAGGAGCUAGACGUGGACCACGUCUUUACGGUGUGGUGCAUCAUGUGCGAGCAGCACGGGAUGUCCUGAGAGCUGAAAGGGUGGCUGACAGGCAUGUUUCGCGGCACCGCCGAUACCGCUGCAGCCUUUGCUCCUCUGGCGAAGCCUUUCCAAAUCUCGCACUGGGAAUUCCGGGUGUCCGGCACCAUGCGGAUUCCGAGCAUAACGAGCAACGUACGGC